AUGCUUACCACGACAAGAUGGAGACUUUUAGCGACAAGAUCGCUAAUGGCAAUGCGUUUUAAUUCUACCACUGCUACCAAGCCUCCCACGGGAAUCGUCUUUAUGAAUAUGGGAGGACCUAACAAGACUAGUGAAACUUACGAUUUUUUGUAUCGUUUGUUCUCCGAUAAGGACUUGAUCCCGUUGGGACCUUUCCAGAAUUUGUUGGCCAAGUUCAUUGCCAAGAGACGUACGCCAUCCAUUGAAGAAAGAUACGACGAAAUUGGAGGAGGCUCUCCGAUCAGAAAGUGGCUGGAGUACCAAUGUGGGGAAGUAUGCAAAAUUUUGGACAAGAUCAGUCCCGACACGGCCCCACACAAGCCCUACGUUGCUUUUAGAUAUGCUAAACCGCUUACUGAAGAUGUGUUGGUAGAAAUGAAGGCCGAUGGUGUCACUCGUGCUGUGGCCGUUUCUCAGUACCCACAGUUCUCCAACUCGACUUCUGCCUCUUCAAUUCACGAGUUGUACCGUCAAACCCAGGAGUUGGACCCAGAGAGAAGUAUUGAAUGGUCAUUUAUUGACAGAUGGCCCAAGGACAAGUGCUUGAUCAACCCAUUUGCUAAGCAUAUCUUAGAGAAGUUGCAGGAGUUCCCUGCUGAGGACAGAGACAAGGUUGUCAUCUUGUUCUCUGCUCACUCUUUGCCCAUGGAGAUUGUCAACAGAGGAGACUCUUACCCAGCUGAAGUCGCAGCCUCUGUGUACGCCGUGAUGGAGAAAUUGAACUUCUGUAACCCUUACCGUCUUGUCUGGCAGUCGAAGGUUGGUCCUAAGCCUUGGUUGGGUGGCCAAACCGCCAAGAUCGUGGCCAAAUUGGAGUUGAAUGAGAAUGUGAAGGGUUUGAUUUUGGUUCCUAUUGCUUUCACCUCUGACCACAUUGAGACAUUGCACGAACUUGACAUCGAGCUUCUUGAGGAUUCCAAAAACAAGGACAUCAUCAAGCGUGCUGCCUCAUUGAAUGACAAUGCGGAGUUCAUUGAUGGAAUGGCUGAGUUGGUCAAAGCUCACCUUGAGUCUGGCGAGCCCUACUCCAAGCAACUUGAAUUGGACUGGGAAUUGAGCAAGGAAUUCACCACCAAAACUUUCAACCAUCCAAGCGAGAUGUUUGGAAAGGUUGCAAAGACUGAGCUUUAA
This is a messenger RNA of Sungouiella intermedia, 1170 nucleotides long. Lineage: Eukaryota; Fungi; Ascomycota; Pichiomycetes; Serinales; Metschnikowiaceae. The record is from the annotation of a GenBank genome assembly.